Hemicordylus capensis (graceful crag lizard) is the source of this 1090-nucleotide messenger RNA. RefSeq names its product membrane-spanning 4-domains subfamily A member 8-like. The transcript has 7 exons. The record is from RefSeq and is a predicted model, not a curated record. Gene Ontology annotation, cellular component: plasma membrane. Gene Ontology annotation, biological process: cell surface receptor signaling pathway. Lineage: Eukaryota; Metazoa; Chordata; Lepidosauria; Squamata; Cordylidae. Bases 300 to 965 code for a protein of 221 amino acids.
GGGAGUGAUGCUUGCUGGGGCAAGAACUUCACUAUCCAGCAACAUGGUUUGAAUUCUGAAAGAUUUCCCUACAAGGGAAGAACUUGCUGGAGCAACAUCAUCUGGAUGAAUCAGUAUUAGCCUCUGAAGGUGAAAUGAAGCAUCAUGAAAGACUCUGAUUCUGAGGUUUCCAGUUGUCAGCAUUCCAAAUUUAGAAUGUUUAGAAUGUUCAGGGGAUGAAACAUUUGAUGAAAUCCUGGGAAUGUGAUAUAUGCUUCUAGUUGCUCCCUCAAGAGGCUUCCCUUCCAUGCAAUUGAGCUAUGGCAACAGACGAGAAUGCCAUUCCAGUGGGAAUGUCUAAUGAAGGGAUAGUUAUUUUUUCUCCAAAUCGCACCCACUUAAUCCAGGCAGGCCAAGGGGUCUCUGCUGCUGUUAUCGAUUCAUCAGGGGUAGUACAUUAUAUAGCAAGCCCCAGCAACCCUCCUCAGGAGGAGCACCAGGUGGGGAUAUGUGAGAAACUCCUUAAUGUGGAUACCAAAACUCUGGGGUACUUCCAGAUCAUAAUUGGAGUGAUACAUAUUGCCUUGGGGGCUAUCUCAGCAGAUCUUGCUGUUUCGUUUACAGAAUAUACAUCUAUGAGCAUUAAGGCAGGUUAUCCUUUCUGGGGAGCUGUAUUGUUCAUGGCUUCUGGAUCCCUGUCAGUGUUAAUGGAGAGACAUAUGAGGCCUCCCAACCUGGUGAAAUGGAGUGCAGUAAUGAACUUUUUAAGUGCUGAAGGGGCACUUGUUGGUACUGCUCUCUAUAUAACAGAGCUGAUUCAAAAUUCAAAGUUUAUAGGUGCUAGUAUCUGUAUCCUGCUCCUCUUCUUCAGCUUGGUGGAGUUCUGUAUCGCUGUUUCAAUGACAUUUUUUGGAUGCCAGGAAACAUCGAAGAAGAAGAAGAAGAAACAGUCUAAUCUCCCAGCUUCUAAGAAGGAAAAUACCUAAAAGUUUUGACAGACUCCAUUCAUCCCAAAUGUGGAAAAUGUGAAAGCAACUGCACUGGAAAGGUUCUGCUUAAGAAGGACUGGGAUGUUCACUUUCAUGAUAAGAGAAGUAGCCUCAAUGAAGAA